AUGACCGACGACGACAGCAAGGCCUGGGGACGACGCCUAGUCAUAUGUUGCGAUGGGACUUGGCAGUCGAGCGUCACUAUCGAAACAAACGUCCCAUCCAAUGUCACUAAACUAUGCCGCCUGAUUGCCCGUGUUGGCUCGGAUCAGCAUGACCCCUCGAAAAAGUUUCACCAGAUUGUCUACUACGAUUCUGGGGUGGGGACAGGAAAUCUCAGCUCUUCUGAAAGGAACCGACAAGGCGGUACAGGAGCCGGGUUGGCAGAGAACGUCAUUGAAGCAUACAACUUCAUCGUGCAAAACUAUGAGCCGGGCGAUGAAAUCUUCUGCUUUGGCUUCUCAAGAGGUGCCUACACUGCGCGUGCAGUUGCAGGACUUGUCUCCGACAUUGGAGUCAUAGCACCCAUUAGCAUGCAGUUCUUCGCGACACUAUACAGCCUGUAUCAGACAAAUGACGAAGGUGUUGACUUUCGCGAAACACAAGCGUGGAGGUGGUUCACUGAAGGCAAGCUGAGCAAGAAGGGAGAAGAGAUGAAGAAGCAGGGCGUGGAUGUUAAAGCAAUUGGCCUGGACGAUCUCAAGCUACUGGCAGAGGUGUGGGAAAUUCGACCGCAUGGAGAACUCGCCGUCAGUGAAGACAGCAGAAAGGUGAAAGUUGUCGGUGUUUGGGACACUGUUGGAUCUUUGGGUAUACCAGAUAUGAUGGGUCUCAAUCUAGCCUCUCAGAGAACGCAAUACGGCUUCCAUAAUGUCAAGUUGACAGAGAAUAUUGAGCAUGCAUUUCAAGCCCUUGCGCUAGACGAACGACGCAAGGCUUUCCGUCCGACUCUUUGGUAUAUUCCAAAGGACCUUGUCGACGAUCCAAACCGACGUACACCUGAACUCAAGCAGGUCUGGUUCCCUGGUGUACACAUCAAUUGUGGUGGCGGCUCACAGGACGCCCUUGGGGAGAUGAAGGGAGACUCAGAGAACAUAUCAACAGCGACUCUUUGCUGGAUGCUUCAAGUCAUUUCCCCGCACUUGACUAUAGACCGACACGCCUUCUCAAUGCAUCUCAACCAAUACAAGCGUUGGCUGUUCCGUAUUCGCUACGCCUGCACUUACUACCACCCAAAUACGCUGCAGAAGAUGUGGAACAGUGUCCCGAAGCUGCCAUCUAUUCCAUUCUUGAGCUCUGGUGACAAGGAGCUAAAACUUCCGCGUGCUGCCUCACCACAUGCGCAUGAGAAGUUCGACUUCAGCUGGGGCACUGGCCCGCUUGUUGACUCGUAUACCGCAAUGUAUUACCUGAACGGUAUGCAUAUACGCAUGCCCGGCCAUGAAAGCGGUGAAGAAUACGACGAAAAGUCAAAAGUGCACACGUGGACCAAAUUGAGAGACCUAGGUGUCACGAACGAGUACCUUCACCCCAUCACCUACUUUCGUAGUCUGAUAAAGGGCUGGGAGUCGCACUCGCCGUUGGCAAAGUCAUGGAACAGAGAAGCUUGGAAAGAGCAAGGCAAGAUGAGGUUUUGGUGGUACAUGGAUGGUGAGAAGGAAAAGUGCGCGCUGCCUGAGUGGGUAAUUCUCCCAGACGAAUUGAAUGGCGACUUCAAUUUUGAAAGGAGGUGGUACAACGAGUGCGAGAGUUCGGAGAAGACACUCGAGAAGCUUGCUAGUAUUGGAGAGUUUGGCAGGGAAAGAGACUUUUUGGAGGUGAUGGAUGAGAGGCUGGGAUUGGCUGCGGGCCGGCCCUCGAAUGUGGCGCCAUGA
This is a messenger RNA of Bipolaris zeicola 26-R-13, 1749 nucleotides long. RefSeq lists its product as uncharacterized. The coding region runs from base 1 to 1749 and encodes 582 amino acids. The transcript is spliced from 4 exons. Lineage: Eukaryota; Fungi; Ascomycota; Dothideomycetes; Pleosporales; Pleosporaceae. The record is from RefSeq and is a predicted model, not a curated record.